Messenger RNA from Anopheles funestus (African malaria mosquito), 9756 nucleotides. RefSeq names its product calsyntenin-1 (gene Cals). Gene Ontology annotation, cellular component: postsynaptic membrane; cell surface. Gene Ontology annotation, biological process: positive regulation of synaptic transmission; homophilic cell-cell adhesion; positive regulation of synapse assembly. Gene Ontology annotation, molecular function: calcium ion binding; amyloid-beta binding; kinesin binding. The transcript is spliced from 9 exons. The record is from RefSeq and is a predicted model, not a curated record. Bases 660 to 3710 code for a protein of 1016 amino acids. NCBI's taxonomy places the organism in Eukaryota, Metazoa, Arthropoda, Insecta, Diptera, Culicidae.
UUUAUGCUGUGGCAAGGAAAAAGGAUUGCAUACAUUACCAAGCGCACACGGCACACAUAGUGAUGUUGUUUUGCUUUGAUGUGUGUUGUGUUCAUUGUGUUUGGGCUUGUUUUUGUUUCGGGAAUGAAUUGAGAAACAGACGCAUCUCACACUACUGCUGAAUUAUUGCCAGAGUGAGCUUUGUUUGCGUUGCGUUUUGUGUAUGCGUGCACGUGGAAUAAAAGUGUGAGAAUUUGUGCUUUCCUUAAGGUUUAAAGGCCGGAUAAGAAGAAGGAUCCAUCAAGCCAGCCAGUGCCGGAAAUCUCGUUCAAUUGUGUGGGAAUAGAUUUCCCACUGGCCCUAUCCCCAAGCAUGGAAUAAAGGGUGCGUACUGCUGAGGGAAAGAGAGUGCGAGUGUGUGUGUGUCGAAGUAUAUUGUGUAGUGUUGUUCAUAUUGUUGAUUUAGUUACUUGCAGCUAUUGCAAGUAAACAACGGGGGAAAUUAUCGCAUAUAGUACAGUAAUACCAGACGACAGUCCCAGUGGGAACCGUCCAAGAUAUUUGAUUCCUUUGUGUAGCGCCGCGUAGGAGUGGUGUCGAACGUGUUUUGCUUCGUAUAAGAAGCAUUGGUGUUUGUGUGUGUGUGUGUUAGUUGGUGCCCGCACGGCUCUCGCAACACAAUGAUGCCGGCAAAGGGAUUUCUCCUUACGCUGCUGGUGCUGGUUGCUAGCAGCAGUUUCCAUGGCCAUCAUCAGGUGAAGGGCGAAAAGUAUGAAGAUGAGGACGACUACUACGAUUCAAGAGAGCGUGUCCUGGAAAAUUCGUACCACGGGCUGAUAAAGGAAAAUGAAACAUUCGUUGAGAUAACGCCACUGAUCAAAGUCGACGAAACGAAAAUCUGUGGCUUUCACAUAAUCAAAAAGAACAAGGAAAUUCCCUUUCAGAUUGAGCUUGUCAACGAGCUUGGCAUCCUGAAAGCGAAAAAGACACUGAACUGCGAAAAGCGGAAAAAUUACAAAUUCGAGAUUACGGCCGUUUUUUGUGAUGGAUCUCAUUCGAAAAGCGCGAGCGUACAUAUCUCCGUGAUUGACAUUAAUGAAUAUUCGCCAACAUUCCUGCAGCCCUCAUACGUCACAGAGGUUGACGAGGGUCGCCUAUACCAGGAGAUCAUCCGUGUAGAGGCUACGGACAAGGACUGCACGCCACUGUUCGGUGAUGUGUGCAAGUACGAGAUCCUUACCAACGACCAACCGUUUACCAUCGACAAUGAGGGCUCGAUACGCAACACGGAACCACUGUCGCACAAGAUCUCGCACAAUCACAUCCUCUCGGUAGUGGCGUACGACUGUGCAAUGAAACAAUCCGCCCCAGUUAUGGUGAACAUUCGCGUACGGCGUGUGUGCGAGGCACACGUAAUGGGAGUGGCAGAACGUAUUGACUACAUUGCCAACUCCAUGGAAAGUGUGUCACUGUUCCCGAAGAUUCAUCUCGAGCUGUGCGAUAUGCAGUGUAAGGGCGAAGACAUGGUUAUCCAAUCGUCGGUAUCACUCAAAACCAAGCACAUCUCGUUCGGUUGUGAUCGGGACGCGAGCCAAUGCAUGCGCCGACUCAACGAGAAUGGACAGCAACGCGAUGGUAACGGUGAUGCGUCCGGGUUAGUUGAUUUGCUGCAGAAGAAUACCGACUGGACGAAGGAUCUAACGUACGACGAAGGUGCCGAAGCGAUCUUCCACUUCGAUGGUAGCUCUGGUGCGAUCGUACCGAAGAAUGUGGUACAACCGCAGGACUUUGCCGCCCAUCAGUUCAGCAUCGUGACGAUGUUCCGCCAUCAUAGUAUCGCGACCAGUGACAAGCACACGAAGGAACACAUCGUCUGCAGUGCGGAUGAUCACAAGAUGAACCGACACCAUAUGGCACUGUUCGUGCGCAACUGUCGGUUGAUACUGCUGCUCCGCAAAGACUUCAACGACGGCGAUCUGAACAUCUUCAGUCCGGCCGAGUGGCGCUGGAAGAUUCCGCAGGUGUGCGAUAACGAGUGGCAUCACUACACGAUCAAUGUCGAUCUGCCGAAGGUGGACCUAUACAUCGAUGGUAUACGGUUCGAGAGUAACGUUGAGGAUCGUCACAGCAAUCCGGAAGUCAUCGAUGAUUGGCCGCUGCAUGCUGCGCACGGCAUUAACACGACGCUUGCAAUCGGUGCCUGUUACCAGGGUUCGGAGAAUCGACUCAAGCAUGGAUUCAGCGGUGACAUUGCGGAAAUUAAACUGUCCACGCGCAAAGUGCUCACCGCGAAUCAGAUCCGCUGUGGGACGGAUUGUGCGGAGAAACUUCUGCCACCGGCCGAUCACUACCUGGAACCGGAGCAACAGAUCCAAUCGAACACGCAGAUGAACAAGAUCAUUAUCGAGGGCAGCAACAAGACAAACAUUGAGCAGCUACUGCAGCAGAUUCAGUACAUCAACUCGAAGGAAAGUCCCACGAUUGGACGGCGCAACAUUCAGGUGAUGACGACGGUAAGCUGCCCCAACAAGAAAGCUAUCCGGUUGCCAACGAUUGAUACGUACAUAAUGGUUAGUGCGGCAAACAAUCUGUCUGGCGGUAGUAUGCUAUCGUCCUCCUCAUCAUCAUCUUCCGGGCUGUACAACAAAAUUCUGGUUGAUAAACCGCUCGCAACCGACCAAAAGCCACAGAUCGUGAUUAGCGGCAACUCGAAUCAUCUGGUGUCGUACCCGGACAUUAAGGAGGGUGUAAAGAUUCUGGCACAGAUCAACAUUAGCGUUUACACGGGCAAGGACAUUCGGCCCGAGCUGCAGAAGCUCGACUCCUGCAACGUGAACGUAUUCCCGAGCCUCAAUCCGGACCACGAGGAAAUCACGAUCGAUGAUAAGGACGGUGCCGAUGAGUCACUGUUCAAGUUCGACAUCAAGACGCAGAUCAGCAAGGAGGGCGUCGAGAUGAUCGGUUACGAUACGAUCGAGAACUAUCAGCACGUGCUGAAAUCGCUGGUUUACAUCAACAAGAAACCGGCCUACUAUCUGAACCGGGUGUUCAAGCUGACCUGCUCCCAGGUGGACGAUCAUUUCCGCAGCGCGGAGUACACACUCACGCUGACGGUGCUACACCCGAAACAGCAACCAACCUCGUCGAUCGCUUCCGCAGCGCCGUCUUCGAACGUUCUGCUCGCCAUCUCGACAGCACCCUCGGAACAGCAUCCAGCCGUGGCCGUUGAUUCGCACGACAACACAAACCAGUACGCACAUGUGAUGCUACAUUCGCACGAUGUCCAGGAAUCACAGUCGAAGGUGCGCAACAGCGGAGGUGCCACUCUGCUUGGGCAUGAGAAGCUCGCCUCGUCACACUCGACCAUGUUGAUCGUGGUCAUAUGCGCAUCGUUCGUACUGCUCAUCUGCGGUGUCGGUAUCGCUCGUCUGCGCAACAGCAACGCUGCGAUGAACGGGACCAGCGGUGGACAUGGUGGUGCAGCGGGUGCCGCUGGUGGCGCAUUUUCGCGCAACCUUACCGACAAGCAUCUGCCGUGUCCGAAGGUCGCACCCGAUCAGCAGCUCGACUGGGAUGAUUCGGCGCUGACCAUCACCAUCAACCCGAUGCAGCACGACACACUGUCGGACGAAAGUUCCGAAUCGGAAAAUUCCGAUUCCGAGGACGAGGAGGUGCUUAACGGGCGCUACAAAAACGUCAGUCAGCUCGAGUGGGACAAUUCCACAAUCUAAAUGAAUAUAUCAAAUAUUUUAAAGUAUGACAGAUUUAUUACAACAUCAACAGCCCCACAAGCGCAUUGCAAAAUCCCUUUCCUUCUGCAUUAUCAAAAAAAAAGAAACAGAGCAGUUAGAAGCGAGCAGCAAACAACAGCAGCCAUUCAUACGAAACAAACGAUUCCCAGUACCGUACAGGCUAAAUACACACCUCUAUAUAUAUCUGAAUAUAUAUAUAUAUAUAAAUUAUAUCAACAGCUAAUACUCUCAUGCAUACAAAAGGAUUUACCCUUGUGAAGAGAAAACAACAUACAUACAAAUACACACACACACACAUCAGUAUUGCGUGCAAUUUAAGUACGACAAAUGCUCUCGGGGCAGAAAACACGAAAACACAAGAGGAACAAAUUAAAUAAUUUGGCAGACACCACACACCAACUCGCAAGGUGUGUAUGUGUGUUUUGGGGGGGAGAAGAUUAAAGGGGGGUAGUAAAGAAUCCAGGGUAGCGUGAAAAACGAAGAGUAAACCUGGGAACCAUUCACGAACCAUUUCACGAUGUUCCACCUUUUUCCUAAUACCCACGUCCCACAGAAAAAGCGAGAGAGAAAGAGAGCACAACAACAGUCCAACCAUCAAAAGAAGGGCCACAGGAUGGUCACUUUCAGGCAUCCUUUCUGUCCUGUUUUUGGUCAGUAAAACAAUCGCAAUGUACUUACCAAUGCUGCAACAAUGCAUAAGGAUGUGUGUUGUGUAUGCAAAUGAGUCGUAAAGAAAUGCACCACACCCCAAGCCCAUUUGCUCGUUUUUGUGGGUCCUUCCGCCCCAGUUGGUGGUGUACAAUGCGUGCAUCACUCCGUGUUUUUUUGUGUGUGUGUGUGCGUUGAAAUUUCUCGAACAUGAGAAUUUAGAGAAAUUCCACAAAGAUGCAACAUCCGUAUGUGUGUGUGUGUAUGCGCAUGCCGAGCAUCAGCAUACAUGAAAUUUAGAAACCAGCUUAAUAAUAUGAAAAAAGGAUUCUAUAUUAUUAAUAAAAGAAAAUCUACAGAGCAACAAACGUAGCUAUCUAUAUAGAGUAAACAAACAAAAAAGCAGAAAGGAUAAAAGUAGAGCAGCAAGAAGAAAAGGUGAGCAGACAGGAGAAAACAGAUAGCAAAAGCAGUAAAAAGAAAUACAGAGAAGGGUAGUGAGAGAAUAAACGUAAAACGUGUGUAAUAGUGUGUGAGAUGUAUAAAAUUGAUUAAACAAAAAAGAAAACAAAAAAAAACAAAAGGGAUAUAAAGUGAAGCGGGAGGGGAAGGUACAUUAGUAAUGCAACACAGUCCGUCUGCGUGUGUAAUAUGUAAUGUGUAACUGUUUUGUGUUUGUGCGUUUAUGUACUGCUGGGCGUCCUUCCCUAUCCUUCCCACCCACACCCUCUCUUCCCACGUUGGCAGAGGAUGUGUUUGUCCGCGGUGGCACAGCGUAUCCUUUGUACGAUUUAGUAACUGAGGAAGCGACAUAGCAAACAAAACAAAAGAAGAGAAAACAACACAAAACGUUUUACGAUAAGACGGCUAAACUAUCAUUAGUACUAUCGCUGCUCUAUUACUUAAUUACCCUGCUGCUAUCAUCACCGAUACUACUAUUACUACUACUAUUACUACUGCUACUACUACGACGACUGCUACUAGUAUGGCUGCUAUCAUCUCCACAGCAUGGUGUUAAGUACUACCGUGCACCAUUACCACAGAGGGAAAGAAAAAGCAACAAGUAUAUCGCAAACCAUCACCCUGAACAAAUAAUGGCAUACCAACGGUGAACAAUUGUUGCACACAAAAGCAAGGUUGAUAAAGGAUAAGAAAUCAAGUGAAUUGGAUGAACGAAUGAUUGAAGAAUACGAAACACGGAUCAUUACUUCAUCAUUACUUCAACACGAAAAAUACAACAACGCCACAAUGGACCCACGAAAUAUGAGUGUCAUUUCCUGACGGAUUCAGCUGCAUCCUGGAAUGUAAUUGUAAUGUUGAACAACAAUUGGGAAACUCAAUUCGGCAAUUCAACACAUUGGCGCACAAGGAUGCAACAACGCAAAUAACAUCCAUUUGUUUUCGUGAUUGUAAGAACGCUGUGCGCACUGAAAAUCCUUCGUUUGUUAAUUUGUUAGAAAAAGGAGUAUAGAAGAUUUACUAACUAUGAAUAGGAAAGCAGAUGGAAGGGAAAAAGGUACGCAACAGGCAAUAAGAAGAAGGAUGGAAUAUGUAGCAAGAUUCACUUUGCCAGGAACAUGUUUUUAGCAGGCAGAACUUGAAUAUUUUUUUGGGGGGGAGUAGUACACUCGAACAAAUUUUGUCAACAUAACUAUAAAGGUAUAUUGGUUAUGCCGUUUUUUCCAUAUCCUUGGGCUAUUUUUCGGCUAUCCACUACACCAGGUGGCAUUUUCUAAUCCUAAUCCUAGAAGAUAUGAUUCUUCUAUCUUCUUGUUAAUUUUUGAUAAAAUUGCUUUCAUUGUACGUAAUAUUUUUUGAUUAUGUUCAAAAUAAAAAAUCCUAAGUAUUUUUUAAACACCAAAAAAACAAUUUUUUUCUACCAACUGAGUGUACCAUCUCUCCAUGUAAUCGAUCCUACUUAAAGCGAUAUUGCUGUAUCGAUUUGAAGGUCCUUUCUGAUCUUCACCUUCACCUGAUUGCUACAAUUUGUGCAAUCUUUUCGUUCCAUUUCACUUGUAUUUUCUCCUGCACACCAUUUCAGUUACUUACCAUCUUUUUGUGGUGUUUUUUUUGGUUUUUUCUCCCUUGUUUCACACAAAAAAGAACAAAUUUUAGUAGCAAAAAAGGCAGCUUUUAAUUUUUAAACUAUCUCGUGUUUCUUUUCUUAUGCCAUAAGAGUUUUUUUUUUUAAUUAUUAAAAGAAGGAUGGCUUUAGUGUUAAGACAAUUUUUUUCUUAAAUUCCUUUUCCAUCCCCGUCCUUUUUAUGUGCCGCUAUUAAGGCUAAGCGUUCACAACAACAACAACAACAAAACCCACGUUCACAAUCAUGGCUUGCUGGUGUAAAUUUUAAAUCACAUUCUGUAGCGCGAAAGCGCACGCACGCGCACCAUGUUGGUGAAGAACGGUGUGAAAUGUAACAACAGUCGUCGUCACAGAGAGAGAGAAACGCGUAUGCCAUUCAAUUGUAGGCGCUAGUUCGGUUGGGGGAGGGUCGAAAUGCGAUACAAACUAAUAGCGCGCAAAUGAAAUGAAGUAUUGUAAAUGAAAUAAAGUAAAUGAUGGAAAACAAAGCGAACCCCGGGUCGAUCGAUCGUGAUGAAAAUCGAUGGUUUGGAAGUUGAGAAUAGAGCGUCGUAUAAAAGCGACGACUGUCCACGAAAAUGUCGAAUGCCUGCAAAGGGGUCAAAAAGGUGAACAGUGGUAUGUUUCGUAGGUAGUGUAUUGAUAGUAGUAAUCCACCCACAGUGCUGCCCCUCGAUUCGUUUCCCAUGCUCCAUUAAUGUCCCACUUCCUUUGCCUAACACACUAACAUAUCGUAUUUGCGGUAGGCUUAACUUAGCGAAAUGUAAAACAACAGCUAAACAAAACAAAGCAAACAAAUCUUGUAUUCACAAAAUGUGUCCAUAUAUAUAAAUGUGUGUGUGUAUGAUUAAAUCACACGCGCGCCACGUGGCAAAAUGGCUGAGAAAACAUGUGAGAAACAUAGAAAGGAGUCAACACACACAACUAUUUAUAAGCGAUAUAAAAUCUUUACUUUUGCUUUUGUUUUGUCGUAUAAAUGACCUUUAAAACCAGGCCACCAAUCGAUUAAAUGUAAUGGAAAGAUAGAAUAAUAAUGGUGAUGAUGUGUGUAAUAUUGUUUUUGUCUGUAUUUUCUAUUAUUUUCUUCAGGUAUUUUUUUUUCUUUUUAGAACGAUGCAAGAUGAGCAAAAAUGGGCCAAUAAAAGAAACUUUAUUUCAUUCCACAAUGAACAAACAAAACAAAUCCAACCCAACCAAAAUGGUGGAAUAGAUCGGCAUGAUAAUGGAAGGCAAAUAUCACCAGGAAAUACCACCAAAAACCUCCUUAGAUCACUCGUGUUGGAUAGUGUUUGUUCUUUUGUGUGCUGUUAGUAACUGUCACGGUUGUGACAAGUUACACACCGUGUAUGUGAGGUGUAAUAUCAAAGUAGUCGAUGACUAUAUCCAAUUAUGCCUAACAAUACAAAACAUACUUUCUCCAUCUCACUCAGCUCAGAAACCGUCCAACAAAUGGCGCACAUGGCGAAAGGUAGCCACAAUUGAAGUGUAAUGAUUUUACAAUCAUCAACAAAACAGAUGCAGCUGAUAAAGCAAUGCAUGGUAACGAAAUGCACUUCGCCUACAAAUUGUUUGAAUUACGGAUGUGGCAUUACCUUUUCGUAGCAUCGUUUCUACGAUUAGACGAUAAAGCGUGAACGUAGCAAAUGCGUACGCCGUUUCUGUUAAACAAAAGUAAAAGAACAAUUAAACAGCCAGAAAUUUGAAAGAAAAAAAAACAAAACAAUUAUUGCAAAUCAUACAUUGCAGUUUAAAAAUGGACGUUUCUAAAUUAUCAAAGCUUGAACAGCAAAUUAAAAAUAAAUUUCUAUUUUCUUUCGAUUCUCCUUUCUUCGGCAAUUCUCAUUGUCACAAAAGCAGAAGCAAAGCAUAACAAAAGAUGAACAGAAUUGUAUACUGGCACAAUCCAAGAGAAAAAAAAAACAAUGUAAUGAAAUAAGAUUGUAAAACGCAGUGUAGAAGAAGUAAAGAAAAAUAAUCAUUAAAACAGUGUAACACAUUAAACAAUGCGCAAAAAAAACAUCAACACAACAUCAGAAAACUGGCACAGCAUCAGUUCUUAUGGUAAUCAUGAGAAAGCAGGUGAAUAAAAACGGACUUGAACACAGAAAACUUGAGAAAACGUAAGAAAAAGAUGAAUAAUAAGAGUCAAAUGAAAUUGAUGGUAAUGUAAUGAAAACAACAUAAAAAACACAACACAAAAAAACAGCAUAAUACAAAUAGAAAAGGAAAAUGAAAGAUGGUGUAAGGGAAUGUUGUUGAGUUUAUAGCAAGAUGCAGGGAUGGCUGUAAAAGACAUAACAGAAGGAGAAAAGUGUUCUUGUUUUUGUGUGAAAGUAAGAAAACUAGAAGAACAAGGAAAACAAGAACACAGAUAGUAUAUAUAUAUACACACACUCACUUACCUAUAUACAUAAUAUAAUUGAGUCAUGAACAAGAAAAAAAAACACACACAAAACACACCUUAUAACAAAGUAUUAUGGCUUGCUUUUGGUUUGUUAUGCAAAUAACUUUUAUUACGCGUAAACAAGAAGAAAACAAAAGCCCACAGAACGUAGGAUAAAUAAUAGCAAACAAAAAAAAACAUAGUAAGCACUUGUAUGUGUAAAGAGGAAACAGGUUUUUUGGAUGAUAUCUCCGUCUUGUGUGAAUAGAAAACCAUCGUGGUUUGAGCGAAUAUGAUUAAAAACUUUCCUUGUUUUUUCAAAUCCCAUAUUCCUCAUGUUUGAAUGUAAGCAAAAUAGCUGCAGAGCUUCUCAAAUGAAUGUUUCAACCGCACUAGCGAUUAAUGAAAAGAACUUGAAUACUACAAAAUGAAGACAAGAACGUCCUUAAUGUAAGCUACCAAAUUUGCAACCCCAUGAAAAAGGUUUAAACCACAAGAAAAGCGUUGAAUGGAACGUGUGCAACCCAAAAAUCGUCUAAAUCUUUCCUCCAUGCUCCAUAGAUAGAAGCAAAAACAGAAACAAACAAACAGAAAAAAACAGCUACAGUUUAAAACUAGCGACAAAGAGAGUAUAACAUAUUUAAUGUAAACGUGUAAACGUGGGCUUAAACCCAAACAAGAAGCAGCAAACAAGCCGCUGAAAAGAGGAGAAGGAAACAUAACAAGAGCUAGCAAAAAAAAACCCAAGCGUGUAAUCCUGCAAAACAUUAUUCCACACCUUCCUCUGUAAUAAUCCCAACAACAAAACAACACACUUCUCUAUAAUGCGUCCAAAAACACAUAUACGGUGCCGCCUAAUUUUGUCCGUUUCAUUUUUCUUUAACCGAAUAAAAUUUACUUAAUAAAACCAA